GACACCCAGCAACCUCGGCCCGGCGCCUGCACCCCACAUGGACAGAGACAAGCUCCCCCCAGAGCCACGUGGGGGCUUCGCCUUCGAGAACUGCCUGAGGAAUGAGGCUCUGGCGAAGGCCGGGGGCCCCCAGAGUUUCCUGCCCCCCAAGGCCAGAAAGACGGGAACGACCAUCGCGGGGCUCAUCUACAAGGAGGGGGUGAUUCUCGGGGCCGACACUCGCGCCACUGACGACAUGGUCGUAGCCGACAAGAACUGUGAGAAAAUCCAUUUCAUCGCCCCCAACAUCUAUUGCUGUGGGGCAGGGGUGGCGGCUGAUGCCGAGGUGACGACCCAGCUGCUCUCGUCCAACAUGGAGCUGCACUCGCUGUCCACCGGCCGCCCGCCCCGCGUGGCCACCGCCUGCCGCUUCCUCAAGCAGAUGCUGUUCCGGUAUCAGGGUCACAUCGGGGCGUCGCUGAUCCUGGGGGGCGUUGACUCCACCGGGCCCCACCUGUACAGCGUCCACCCCCACGGCUCCACCAGCAAACUGCCCUUCACCUCCAUGGGCUCUGGGGCCGCGGCGGCCAUUGCAGUUCUUGAGGAUCGGUUCAAGCCGGACAUGGAGCUGGCGGAGGCCCAGGAGCUCCUGGCCGACGCCAUCACGGCCGGGGUGCUCAGUGACCUGGGCUCGGGGAGCAACGUGGAUCUGUGUGUCCUCACCCGGGGGGGGGCCCAGACCCUGCGCCCCUUCCGCACCCCCAUCCCCCGCGGGCAGAGGGCGGUGCAGUACCGGGCCGGUACCACAGCGGUGCUGAGCGAAGCCGUCGCCCCCCUGCGGCUCCAGCUGCUGGAGGAGACGGUGACCGGGAUGGACGUCGACUGAGCGCUGCCGGCGCUGGGGGGGGCCUGGAGCCCCGAGAUACCGACCCCCCCGGACACCCAGAUCCCCCCGGGACACUGAUCCCCGACCCCCCCACGGGACACUGAC
Messenger RNA from Mauremys reevesii (Reeves's turtle), 970 nucleotides. RefSeq names its product proteasome subunit beta type-7-like. The record is from RefSeq and is a predicted model, not a curated record. Gene Ontology annotation, cellular component: proteasome core complex. The transcript has 8 exons. Bases 38 to 865 code for a protein of 275 amino acids. NCBI's taxonomy places the organism in Eukaryota, Metazoa, Chordata, Testudines, Geoemydidae.